CCAUUUUCAAAAAUUCAUUAUUAUUAUUAUUAUUAUUAUUGUUAUUACUAUUACAAGUUUGUAGGGAGGGGAAGCAAUUCAAAGAUGGCUGCAGUAAAAGCUUAGAUAACAUUUGUCGGCGGGAAUAAGCUUGGAUUUCAAGAAAUAUUAUAACAAUCUGGGAUUGAAUAUUUUCAAGAAUUUGAAGCAAUCAUAAAGAACGCAAACUUCAACCGAAACGAAACAAAAUGGAUGUGAAAUACACACAGGAAACUACCCAGGUUUACUACUUUAAAUACAUGAGAGAAUAUCGAGCUGUGGCCGUUCUUUGGGGGAUUCUGACCAUAAUCUGGUGCAUCCUUACUGUUGUGGCUUUUGUCCAGCCACAAUGGAUUGGAGAUACCGAGUCUAGUCCAGGCUAUGGUCAUUUCGGAGUUUAUGCUUAUUGUUACCCAACUACAACAACAUGGAGGUAUGGCUGUAAAGGAUCUUUCACCAAUUUUGCUUCAAUUCCAAAUGGAGCAUUCAAAGCAGUGACAUUAUUCGUCGGAAUAUCCGCUCUGCUCAGUUUGAUUUGUGUGGCAACGCUUCUGCUCUUCUUUUGCUUCAAAAAGGUUAUUGUGUUCAACCUCUGUGGAAUCAUGGAAAUUAUUUCAGCUGUGCUGCUGUUUCUGGCGUGUAUCAUUUACCCAAGUGGAUGGGACCUGAACACAGUUAAAGACAUGUGUGGUCCCAAUUCAGGUCCUUACAAACUGGGCAAAUGUGGAAUCCGAUGGGCUUAUAUUCUAGCUAUUCUUGGUAUAAUUGAUGCUGCCUUACUGGCCAUUUUAGCCUUUAUUUUGGCCAGCAAAAGAACAAAACCUGAUGACUACAGCGUGACAGGAAAAAUCACAAGAGCUGAGCUGUAUCCUAACUACAACGACACAAUGCGUUCACAGGCGACAAUCAUCCGACCCACCAUGAUGACCGUUCCUGAUCUUGGAGAUACAUACUCAGAAUAUUCCCAUAUUUCAAAUAAGAAAUCCCUUAUCAAUUCUAGCUUCCAGUUAUAAAACAAACCUUUUCUUUUUAACAAUUCCUCAACUUGAGACAACGAAAAUCUUACUAACAAUUUUUUUAUACAAGCUUCCCUUAUAAAUACUUUCAGAACAUAUUCCAAACUAUUUACAUUCUCAAUAAGGUUUAUAUAUUUGACUUGAGUAGUCAUUUGUCUUCUUCAUGUGUGUGUGUCACAUGAAUGCUCCAAGCUAACAAUAAAUGGAUAGAGAAGGCCUGGUGGAGAAAGCUAGAGUGACACUCCUGUGUAUAUAAUUGUAUACUUUUCUAUGUGAAUGUUUAGAAUUGUAAUGUGUAUGUGUGUACAUGUAUGUUGCUUUUUUAUACCGAAACUAAAAGUUUGUAUCACAAUUUGAGUUUCAUGCCCCUGCAAUCUUCAGGUGAGAACACAGUGGCAAGAAACUUGAGUUGUCUGGAAAAACAACAACAAGAAAGAGCAAACCAUGGAAUAAAGGAGAAACAAAUCAUCGACUUUUAGACAAAGAAUUUACUAUAAUUGCAGUAAAGCUGCAAUGGAACAUAAAACACACACACACAAAACUUUAAGUAGGAAGUAAAUACUUUAAUGUAUAUCACAAUGACAAUAAGAAUAUAUAAAUUACAAUUAACAACUAUUAAAAAAAAUGCUAUUUAUAAUUUUGCUUUUAAUCUAAAAUAUUAAUUUCUUGUUUUAGUUUUACAUCCAUUUUUCCAUGCUAGCAUGGGUUAGGGGAAUUCAUAUUAUUUGGGGCAUCGUUUAACACAACCAAAUGCCCUUCCUGUUACUCUUACUGGUUUUUCAAGUUAGGAAUAUCUUUUUGUUCUGCAUGUCUUUGGGAAGCUCAGACUUGAACAAUCAGUUGACAAGGAAUGACAACCAAUUUCACAAUUUAUAACUUAGCAGUUUUUUUUAAUGUGAAACACAGAUUGUAAACAUUUAUACACACACACACACA
Molecule: messenger RNA, 1970 nt
Organism: Octopus sinensis (East Asian common octopus)
Lineage: Eukaryota; Metazoa; Mollusca; Cephalopoda; Octopoda; Octopodidae
Product: LHFPL tetraspan subfamily member 3 protein
Exons: 4
Coding region: 228-1031 (267 amino acids)
Biological process (GO): sensory perception of sound
Cellular component (GO): plasma membrane
Source: RefSeq, a predicted model, not a curated record